This is a messenger RNA of Glycine soja, 2210 nucleotides long. Its product is annotated as protein DETOXIFICATION 27-like. Gene Ontology annotation, cellular component: membrane. The record is from RefSeq and is a predicted model, not a curated record. The transcript has 9 exons. Bases 107 to 1618 code for a protein of 503 amino acids. NCBI's taxonomy places the organism in Eukaryota, Viridiplantae, Streptophyta, Magnoliopsida, Fabales, Fabaceae. Gene Ontology annotation, molecular function: xenobiotic transmembrane transporter activity; antiporter activity. Gene Ontology annotation, biological process: xenobiotic detoxification by transmembrane export across the plasma membrane.
AGCAGUGUUGUUGAAGGGAUUGAAGAGUAAACAUAGGAUCCACGAUCAACUCGAUUUUAUACUUUUGUUUCUAUUUCUCUGGAGGCAGCUAGCUAGGGUCAUACUCAUGGGGAGCUUGAAAGGAGACAGUGGACAUGCCAAUGGCGAAAAUCUUACCGAAGCUCUUUUGCCAACACGAGAUGCACAACAACAACAUCAAACAGACGACGAGGAACAAAGAUUUGGUGACAAGCUCUGGCUUGAAACCAGGAAGUUAUGGCUCAUUGUGGGGCCCUCUAUAUUCAGCCGCCUCGCGUCGUUCACCAUGAAUGUUGUCACCCAAGCCUUCGCCGGUCACUUGGGUGAUGUCGAACUCGCUGCCAUUUCUAUCGCCAACAACGUUCUUGUUGGCUUCAAUUUCGGCCUCCUUUUGGGGAUGGCGAGCGCGUUGGAGACACUGUGCGGGCAAGCGUUUGGGGCGAAGAGAUACCACUUGUUGGGGAUAUACAUGCAGAGGUCAUGGAUUGUUCUGUUCAUGUGCUGUUUCCUGCUGUUGCCGUUUUAUGUUUUUGCAACGCCGCUUCUGAAAUUCCUAGGACAGCCAGAUGACGUGGCAGAGUGGAGCGGGGUGGUGGCAGUGUGGCUCAUUCCCCUGCACUUCAGUUUCGCGUUUCAGUUUCCUAUGCAGAGAUUCCUACAGUGCCAGCUCAAGACAGCAGUUAUUGCUUGGGUUUCUCUGCUGGGUUUGGUGGUUAAUGUGGUCACAAGCUGGCUCUUCAUUUAUGUCUGGGAUUUUGGACUUUAUGGCGCAGCUAUUUCUUUGGACAUUUCUUGGUGGGUUUUGGUUUUUGGCAUGUAUGCUUACAUUGCCUAUGGUGGCUGCCCUUUGACUUGGAAUGGUUUCUCCCUUGAAGCUUUUUCUGGACUCUGGGAAUUCCUCACACUCUCUUCCGCUUCUGGGGUCAUGUUAUGCUUAGAGAACUGGUACUACAAGAUAUUGCUACUUAUGACUGGCCAGUUGGAGAAUGCCACUAUCGCUGUGGAUGCCUUGUCUGUAUGUAUGACCAUCAACGGGUGGGAAAUGAUGAUUCCCCUGGCUUUCUUCGCGGGUACUGGGGUAAGGGUGGCGAACGAGUUAGGCGCAGGAAAUGGCAAAGCAGCAAAAUUUGCAACGCAAGUAUCAGUGGCACAAUCAACAAUCAUUGGGCUUAUAUUUUGCGUUCUGAUAAUGAUAUUCCAUGAGCAUAUAGCAUACAUAUUCACCACCAGCACUUCCGUCCUACAAGCCGUUGACAACAUGUCAUUACUCUUAGCUAUCACCAUUCUUCUCAACAGUGUACAACCCGUUUUGUCAGGAGUGGCUGUUGGAUCCGGAUGGCAAGCAUACGUUGCAUAUAUAAAUAUAGGAUGCUACUACCUUAUCGGGUUCCCACUCGGAAUUAUAAUGGGAUGGGUCUUCAAAAGUGGUGUAAUUGGCAUUUGGGGGGGCAUGAUUUUUGGUGGCACAGCAAUUCAAACGCUGAUACUGAUCAUAGUAACGAUACGAUGUGAUUGGGAAAAGGAGGAGGAGAAAGCUUGCUUUCGUGUAAGUAAGUGGUCAAAAUCUAACUCCAAUGGCAAUCUGGAAGCCUCCAAUUAACAUUUGAUUUAGCCAAUGGAUCGUGUUUGUUAUUCACCAAUCUGGAUUCUAUGAGUUUUGCCGUUGUAUUGGAUGCUGCAUAUAUAUAUAUUUCUUUCAAUAUUCACCAAGUUGUUGUUGUAUUCAAAAUUAAAGGCCCGGUUAUUCUUUAGGAUAGCUAUGUUAUAUUACCAUGAGUUGAAUUUGGAGAUCCCCACGCACCGACAAUACAGUUGUAAUUCCAACCUAUGGUGUUACUACAUAUUCUUUAGAUUGUGGAGACGGAUAAGAUGAGAGAAAAGUGAUGAAGCUCGUGAUUUACCCUGUCAUCAUUAAUUUCUUUGAUUCCUUGUUUUCUUAUCUUUUAUUGCUGGCUAACAACUAGCUGGACAAGGUUUCUUUGUUCACAACUACAAAAAGAAGCUUCUACAUCGGUUGAAAACCGGUAUCUACGACGGGCCCCACACCGUCUUUGUUCCAGAUGUCGUUGUAUGUCGACAACAACAACAUCGGUCAUCCUAGGACCCGUCUUUGUAAUGCAAGAAUACAACGUCAGUGGCUAUAAAAGAAUAGACGUUAUAAAAAAGGAUUCAACGACGCACAUAUUAGACAA